Molecule: messenger RNA, 1000 nt
Organism: Phanerochaete carnosa HHB-10118-sp
Lineage: Eukaryota; Fungi; Basidiomycota; Agaricomycetes; Polyporales; Phanerochaetaceae
Exons: 7
Coding region: 260-1000 (246 amino acids)
Source: RefSeq, a predicted model, not a curated record
AUAGAUCUAACUUGAGCGUUUGUGAUGCAGGGCAGGACCGCUGGUAAUCUAUCACUUGUUGUCAUGGAAAGCAGAGGUUAACUGACUUCCUCAGCUCCUCGGAUAUCUGCUCAACUGGGGCCUUUACGGCUUGCUUUGUGUCCAGGUCUGCAUUUACUACCUGGCUUUCCCACAUGAUGGACGCCGAACGAAAACUCUUGUGUACGGCGUCCAUGCACUCGAGACAGUUCAGACGAUUAUCGUCACAUACGACGCCUUCAUGCGUUAUGCCGUGCACUACGGAGAUUUUAGCGCGCUGAGCGCGGCCCAGUUGGACUGGUUCGCUGUGCCAGUUCUGAGCGGCGUUCUAAGCUGUACUGUACAGUGCUACUACGCACAUAGAAUUCACGUCCUAUCACGCUCUUGGCCGCUUACUAUGGUGAUUUCGCUGGCUUGCAUCAUCGGUAACUUUUCGGAGCUCCGGUCAAAUGCUCUUGCAAGCGCUAUCAUUUGGCACGCUGGAAGCGCUGCCUGCGAUCUCAUCAUUGCGGCCUCUGCCACAUUCUUGUUCCAGCGAUUUGAUACCGAAUUUGCGGUGGCUAGGGUUAAGAUCACAAGAGUCAUCAACCUCAUCGUUCAGACCGGCAUCCUCACCGCAUUCAUCGCGACGCUGGAUCUUGUACUCUUCGCGGCGUACCCGCACCGCGCGUACUACGCCUGUGUCGCGCUUACAAUCACGAAGCUCUACUCGACCACGCUCCUUGUGAGCCUGAAUAGCCGUGUGCGGAUUGUGGGCGGCCGCAUGGGUAGCUUACACAUCACAGACGCCGUCGAACAUAGCUGGGCAAGCGCCAGACGUGCUGAAGUGGCUACGCGACGUACGGCGUCGGCCGGGGUCGGCCCUAUCACGAGUUUGUCGCAGGUCGAGGAGCUGCAGUUACGUGCGUACUCCGAGCAUGGGAUAUCUCAGUUGGUGAGUGUACGCCUAUUUGGAAUCGAUGAUGAGGCUGAGUGGCUUUAG